AUGCAUCGUCGAUUUUCCUCUCUGAUGAAGGCGUCCGAAGGGUCGUCGAGGGAUAUGGAGACCGAGUCCAAGGUUUCGACUAUCAAGGAGGAUGACGAGCCUUUGACGCCGCCGACGUUGAAGAUUAAGCGCGUUGAUCAUUAUUAUAGCAGGUGGUCGAAGAGCUGGAAGUAUCGGAACACGAGCUCAAACGUCGCUGUCGAAAGCGUUCCUCUGUUGCGAUCAGGAGACAAUGACCCUUGGAAGGACUUCAGCUUUGUCAUCGUGCGCAAGCUUCCGCUCCGCGACGAUCUUGUUGCUUUGAUGGAGCCGACCUUCAAGGUUGUCAUCAAAAGCGAGUACAUCCUGAAAGCUUGCAAGGACGUCAUUCAAUCGUGGCCCGGAAUUUCUUGGAACUCUGAUCCUUUGGAGCUUGACCCCGAGGUCUUCUUGACGUACCUCGACGAGUUCAAGGAAUACCGCGAUCACCUUGCCUCCAAGAAGCCUCAGAGCCAGCUGGACACAUACGUCCUUUCCUCCGUUGACCUUCUUCUCUCCUCUCUCAACUCUGACUAUCGGAACACCAUUCGUACUAUCAACAAGCUGAAAUCUCAUGGUGAGAUCACCUGGGAUCUCCUCUACUCCAUCCUCGUGCCGCGCUCUAUGCUCGUCACGCGCUGCGCUGUCACCGGCGCACCGCGUUUGUUCAAGCUGAAGUCUGCUGUAAGCACGAACGUGGAAGGCAUGAGGUGCUAUCAGCUGAGCUGCGUGAGCGUGGACCUCGUAGAUCGGCCCCUCACCCAGACUGUUGGGGUAUCGAACGUCACUACGCAGAUCCUUAUCAAGAGGUUCAAAGGGACGGUUAAGAUCGACUCGUUGGAUGCCUAUCCCAUUAGGUUCCACCCUGAUGCGGCCAAGUUGAAGGAGACGGUUUUGCAGCGAGGCAAGAAAUGGUCUGUUCUGCGGGGGAUCCACCAUAUGCAGUUCAAUGGCAUCGCGGCGCUGAAGUGCGGGGAUAGUAGGCUCUUGAGGCACAAUGUCAAGGGAAGGAUCAUGGUCGAUCGUGCUUCCUUCCGGCGCUUCAAUCCUAACUACAAGUAUCCUACUGCUGUAUCUAAGGCAGAGGGAACUCCGCAUCUAGAUCCUUACGGAAACAUUGUGGAUGCGGAACCAGUGCCAGUGCUCGGACAAUAUGCUAAUGUCCUUAACGACACUUUUGAAGGCGUUCUUGUGGACUCCCAUCUCCGCGACGAGGAAAGCACAGACGAUGUCGAGCUGACAGAUGAAGAACUUAUGCUGACACCCACUGUGGUUUUCGGAUUCAGUCUUUCCGACAAACUUUGGUUGGAGUUCGAUGUCGAGAAGAUUUCCGAUGUAGAAUGGAACAAGGAUGCCUUUGCCAAUCUUGUUCUUCCGACAGAUCGCAAGGACCUCUUACAGUCUCUCGUUGAGGCACACCAUCGUGAGCUCGGGUUCGAUGACUUCAUCAAGGGUAAAGGUCAUGGUCUCGUUAUCAACCUGUUCGGUCCUCCGGGAGUUGGUAAAACCUUCUCUGCCGAAGCGACUAGCGAGCACGUCAAGAGACCCUUGUACCUAGUCGGUGCUGGUGAUCUGGGCACGGAUGCAAACAGCCUUGAUAUGGCUCUCGAGCGCGUGUUUGAGGUCGCUACAACGUGGAAAGCCAUUGUCCUGAUCGAUGAGGCCGACGUUUACCUUGAACAACGUUCCCUCCAUGAUCUUGUACGGAAUGCCAUGGUCGCUGUCUUCUUACGUCAUGUCGAGUACUAUCGGGGUAUCCUCUUCCUGACUACCAAUCGUGUCAAGGCAUUCGACGAGGCCUUCCUGUCGCGUAUCCACGUCGCACUACAUUUCCACGAGCUGCCUCUCGAGUCCAAGAUGCAGGUCUGGGCCGCUUUCAUCGCCAAGGCCGGAGCGUCGGCGGAUAUUACUCCGCAGCAAAUUCAGGAACUGGCGAAGCGGGACGUGAAUGGCAGGCAGAUCAAGAAUGCAGCAAGGACCGCACAGUCAUUGGCCGUGGGCCGUGGAGAGAAGCUUGCGUUCAAGCAUUUCUUGAGCACGUUGGAUGCCAUGGAUGACUUUACGAAAGAAUUUCAGAGCAUGAAGGCAUGA
Messenger RNA from Desarmillaria tabescens, 2109 nucleotides. Its product is annotated as P-loop containing nucleoside triphosphate hydrolase protein. Bases 1 to 2109 code for a protein of 702 amino acids. The transcript has 10 exons. NCBI's taxonomy places the organism in Eukaryota, Fungi, Basidiomycota, Agaricomycetes, Agaricales, Physalacriaceae. The record is from RefSeq and is a predicted model, not a curated record. Gene Ontology annotation, molecular function: ATP hydrolysis activity; ATP binding.